Messenger RNA from Habropoda laboriosa, 596 nucleotides. It is a transcript of the gene RpL9, whose product is annotated as 60S ribosomal protein L9. Gene Ontology annotation, molecular function: rRNA binding; structural constituent of ribosome. The transcript is spliced from 4 exons. Gene Ontology annotation, biological process: cytoplasmic translation. Gene Ontology annotation, cellular component: cytosolic large ribosomal subunit; ribosome. The record is from RefSeq and is a predicted model, not a curated record. The coding region runs from base 24 to 596 and encodes 190 amino acids. NCBI's taxonomy places the organism in Eukaryota, Metazoa, Arthropoda, Insecta, Hymenoptera, Apidae.
GUUAUCCUGUAGCGUGUACGAGGAUGAAGCAAAUAGUAACCAAUCAAACUGUGAAAAUACCUAAAGGAUUGACCGUUACGGUCAAGUCCCGGUUAGUUAUUGUUAAAGGACCAAGAGGUAUUCUUAAACGAUCUUUCAAACACCUUGCACUUGAUAUUCGUAUGGUAAGUCCAAGGUUAUUGAAAGUGGAGAAAUGGUUUGGAACAAAGAAAGAAUUAGCAGCUGUCCGUACAGUUUGCUCCCACAUUGAAAAUAUGUUGAAAGGAGUGACUAAAGGAUAUCAGUACAAAAUGAGAGCUGUAUAUGCUCAUUUCCCUAUUAACUGUGUUAUAACUGAAAAUAAUACAGUUAUUGAAAUCCGUAAUUUCUUGGGUGAAAAGUACAUUCGUCGCGUAAAGAUGGCAUCUGGUGUGACUGUCAAAAAUUCAGCUAAACAAAAGGAUGAAUUAAUCAUAGAAGGCAAUUCCUUAGAAGACGUCUCUCGAUCUGCUGCUCUUAUACAGCAAUCGACGACAGUAAAGAACAAGGAUAUCAGAAAGUUCUUAGAUGGUCUAUACGUGUCAGAAAAAACAACAGUUGUACAAGAUGAUGAAUAA